Macrobrachium nipponense is the source of this 2019-nucleotide messenger RNA. Its product is annotated as beta-1,4-glucuronyltransferase 1-like. The coding region runs from base 7 to 1533 and encodes 508 amino acids. The transcript is spliced from 6 exons. Lineage: Eukaryota; Metazoa; Arthropoda; Malacostraca; Decapoda; Palaemonidae. The record is from RefSeq and is a predicted model, not a curated record.
CGCUUUAUGAUGGCUUCAGCUCGCAUUUUACUGGUCCGAGGCUCGCUGGUUUUGAAUGCCAUCUUAGUACUGUACCUGUGCCUGAACUGGCUCUCCUACUCCCCAACUCACGAAGUCGUCUGCCAUUCCCAGAUUCAUUCUGCUCAAGAAGUAAAGGGUAUUCUAUCGUCCAGCCAACCAUCAUUGCCAAUGGAGAUCCCAUUGCCUCCUCUUCCUAAACCAUUAGAAGUUGAUGCCAGUAUAGGCAAAGACGUGUCUCUUGGGGGAAGACGGACACUCGGGCAAAUGAACGAGGAAGUGCCUGGGGCUGAUCCAGAUGAGCCUCCACGAGAAGUGCAAGAGAGCAUUGGUGUCACAGAGCACUUGGUUACCGAGCCCAUAGCAACAGAGCCUCCUGACCCUCCUCUGGACUCGCAAGAACGGAAGAUUUACCCAGAUCUGCGAGACUGUACCAUAAAGCCUCUCCGUCCUUUUUAUCAGCAACGUGGUGAUUAUUGGAUACUGGAAAAUUACAUUCCUGCACUUCUCUCCUUCCGUUACAAUGAAUCUAUCACAUACGCUACUCAUGGAGAUUAUACAUUUUUGGAUAAUCUAGAACUGUUAACUUCACGAUGGCAAGGUCCAGUAAGUGUGGCAGUAUAUACCCCAGGAUCUGACUUCGAUGCUUCUGUACAGACUAUUUUAUAUCUCCGCGACUGCUGGGCUGAAGGAAUAAAGAAAUAUGUUACUUUUCAUCUUUUCUUUGAUGUGUCACACACACCAAAAGUAAUGCCAACUACUGAAGAAAUUCUCAGGAAAAGGGCAGAUUGUGGACAAGAGCCCCCAAAGUGGACUAAUGUUACAACAUACAGACAAGAAAAGAAACUUUUAUAUCCUGUCAAUGUUGCUAGAAAUACAGCGCGUAUGGCUGCCCAAACUUACUUUGUCUUCCCGUCGGAUGUUGAAUUGUAUCCGUCCUCUAAUUUUAUUCCAGAAUUCUUCAAGAUGCUGAAGCGUCCAGAUGCCUCGAAUACAACCAGUCCUCGUGUUUAUGUCUUUUCAAUUUUUGAAGUCAAGGAAAACAUCUCGGCACCAGAGACAAAGACUGAAUUGCAAAAAAUGCUCAAGAAAGGAGAUGCGAUUCCAUUCCAUAAAAACAUUUGCCCAGGGUGUCAUAAUAUACCCAUGUCCAAGGACUGGAUUACUGCUCCGGUAAAACCUGGAUUGUCAGUUUUUCACAUCGGGAAAAGAAACCCUCCCUUCCAUAGCUGGGAGCCUAUUUAUGUAGGAACGAAUAAAGAGCCCUUAUAUGAUGAACGCCUUUCGUGGGAAGGCAAGAGUGAUAAAAUGACCCAGAUGUACAUCCUGUGUGUCAGGGAUUACGAAUUUCACAUUCUUGAUAAUGCCUUCCUUGUUCAUCGGCCAGGUAUAAAAAAGCUACGCAAAGAUAAAGAAAGGGAUAAAAUUGUUAGAAAACAAAGUUAUACUAUUAAAAACAAAAUUGUUCCUGAGUACAAGACUUUAUUUGGUUCUCGUAAAAACUGCUUCCUGUGAGGGUUUGCAUUUUGUAGUUAGAAAUCUUAUUUUAUAACUGGAGAGAAUGAGUGCCUUUUAAUCCAAUUAUGAAUGGGACCAAAAGAUUUUUGGACCUGAAUUAGGAUUAAUUCUUUUAUAUUCAGAUUAAAUUUUUUAUCUUUAGAAUAGUGACAAAACUUCAAGUUAUUUAUGAAGUGUUUACGUGAACUUAAUAUAAGCUAGACUCAGUUUGAUGAUAUUCUCUAAGACAACCUGUAAUAGUAUCUUCAGAUAACUGGAGCAUCAGAUAUAGUGAUUUGGGAUUAUAUUGUUGCUUGAUGAAUUGUGAUGAAAGAACUUAGUUUUUAUGGAUAACAUGUACUCUAUUUUUAACUCACCAACAUUCCAAAUUAUGUAUCUUUUGAUGAUAUGCUAGGUAUAAAUAGUUACCAGUUAUAUUGUAAGUGCAAAAACAAAGCCACAUUCAUCAUUUGGCAUUUUAAUGCUGUACAGUAGUAUGUGAUA